CUGCGUUCUACCAUCUUCUACGUGUCUGAUAUGUCCGUCAGUCGCGCAUUGUCCGUGCCGGAAAUUCUGCUGCACGUCUUCGAACAGCUAAAGCCUGACGUGAAGAAUUUGGACCAAGAGCGUGAAGGGAUUUGCGCUGUUUCUCUUGCUCGAUCCGCCAGUGUCUGCAAGCACUUCCGUGAACCUGCUUCGCGGGUUCUGUGGAGGGAGAUACCAACUUUCGCGGUACUCGUCAAGCUACUGUCAUCCAGUGUAAAGACGGUGCCUGUCUACGUCCUACAUCGCAACAUACAGGCGGACGAAUGGGAACGGUUUAAGUACUACGCCCGCUUUGUUCGUUGCUGCCGAGCACAGACCUGGGAAUUUGACCCCGAGGUACGCGCUCCUGUAGACCCUACAGUCUACCACCAUCUCUCUAUCCAAAGUGCGGGCCAGCCCAUACUUCCAAACCUCGAAGUGCUCGAAUGGUCGCAGGACUCAGCACUCAUCACGUCCCUGCUUUUUCUACUCCACCCAUCCGUGCGCUGGCUUUCCAUCUUCAUGCGGGACAACCCCUACGAGCGCCGGUAUGAGUCCGAUGAUCGGACCCGCCAUGCGCUGCAGAUGCUGCUGAACGGUAUCUAUAUCGCGUCCCCGCGUUUGGGGCACCUUGCUUUGCGGGGAAUGCCAUGUUUCGAGAACGUGUUCCCCAAGAUUCCGUCGUCGCCGUCGUCAUCCCCGGUCGACCGUUCAUUGGACAUAUCAAGGUUCUGGCAACUGAACACGAAAUUAAUCAACAAACUCGUCCGCGUUCGUUUCCUCACGACUCUCACCGUACGGAUACUAUAUGGCCUUCCGGAGACGCGCGAGCGCCCCGUGCUCAAGGCUCUAAAGACGUUGGUGGUCAAUGAAUCGGAAGCGGCUGCCUGCGCUUCAUUCCUCGCCGCAGUCGCUCUCCCUAGACUCGGAACGCUUCACUUGCACCUGGAGGACGCGCGUACCGCCGCUACGCUGUGGCCCAAGGUGGCCGAGACGCUGCCGCACCUGCACACGUUGGUAGUGAGCUCGAGGAAAACGGGCUCCACUUCCAAUCGACCCUCUGCGCGUCCGACACGCUCAGUCAUAGCCGUCAUCCAGCCCUUGCUCGCUCUUGGCAACCUCCGCAAGGUCGAGAUCGAACUCGGCGCGUGGGCCCUGGACACGUCAGACGACGACAUCCGUCAGAUCACCCAGAGCUGGCCGAAGCUCAGGGAGCUCAAGCUGCGGCACCGCCCGUCUUCCGUUCGACCUUCGUUGCAUGCCCUCAGCUUCGCUGCGCAACACUGCGCCGACCUGGAGUCGCUGACGUUGCCACCUGUCUAUCAUGACGGUGAUGUGCCUACCAGCGAUUCGGCGCCUCUCCAUCCGCAUGGUCUCCAGGAGUUGCACGUCGAUGGCUGGACGGUCAAGGCGGAGGCGAAAGACUUCACUUCCCAUAUCGCUGCGUUGUUCCCGCACGCCAAAAUGACUGGAGUCAUGAAUUGAUACGUCCAUCGCUGCGAUGCAGUGCGCGGUACGGUGUCGUAUCCUGAGCAGGCAGGCGAUUGCGCAUGUUACUGGUCAUUACUGUAAGUAAGGAAAUAAUCAUACUUGGCUCGUCCGUCGGACCUUUGCUACUUAAGUUACUCGGUUUGUGCUGAGGCUUGGAUGUCCAAUGAAGCGCUCAAGAGUCGGAUCCACGUGCAUGACGCGUC
Molecule: messenger RNA, 1712 nt
Organism: Fomitopsis serialis
Lineage: Eukaryota; Fungi; Basidiomycota; Agaricomycetes; Polyporales; Fomitopsidaceae
Exons: 2
Coding region: 31-1503 (490 amino acids)
Source: RefSeq, a predicted model, not a curated record